AUGAUGCAAUUCCAUCGUUCUUUAAGAUCACAAUCAGCAUCAACAACUUUAUCUGAGAAAACCACAGAGGAGCCUUUGCCUGGCAAAGUUGCACAAAGCACCGUGACAUGUUUCUACCAAGCCAAUGUCAAGGGGUUUUGGCGGAAUGUAUCUGUCUUGUGGUGCAGAAAUCUCAUGAACCAUUCCUUGCACAUCACGAUUGAUAGUGUAGAAGGUGUCUUGCAAUAUAGUGUGAAGAUUGACGUGAAGCCUUGGCACUUUUGGAGCAAAAAAGGGUACAAAACCUUUGAGGUUGAUGGCAACCAGGUUGAGCUCUAUUGGGAUCUCCGGUCUGCUAAAUUUGCCGGCUCCCCCGAGCCGAGCAGCGAUUACUACGUAGCCUUAGUGUCUGAAGAAGAGAUUGUGUUGUUGUUGGGAGACUGCAAGAAGAAGGCCUACAAGAGAACAAAAUCUAAACCUGCCGCUGUUGAUGCCAUUUUGUUGGUCAAGAAAGAAAACGUGUUUGCCAAGAAAAGUUUCUCCACAAAGGCCCGGUUUGAUGAGAAGACAAAAGAUAAUGAGAUUGUUGUGGACAUCUCAACAGGGGGUUCUAAUGACCCUGAGAUGUGGAUUAGCGUAGAUGGGACGGUGUUGAUCAAUGUCAAGAACUUGCAGUGGAAGUUCAGGGGGAACCAAACCGUGAUGGUUGACAAGCAACCUGUGCAAGUGUUUUGGGAUGUGCACGAUUGGUUGUUUAGUGGGUCUCGCUCAGGGCCUGGCCUUUUCAUCUUCAAGCCAGGGCCUCCAGAAGCCGAGAGCGAGAAAGAAGGCAGUGUUAUGGACGGUUGUGAGAGUGAUGAUGGCAGUGUUGGAUAUUAUUCAACCAUGAAUAUUGCUACCAUUGAGUUCUGCCUCGUUCUCUAUGCCUACAAAAUUGAGUAA
This is a messenger RNA of Sphenostylis stenocarpa, 921 nucleotides long. NCBI's taxonomy places the organism in Eukaryota, Viridiplantae, Streptophyta, Magnoliopsida, Fabales, Fabaceae. The record is from the annotation of a GenBank genome assembly.